Molecule: messenger RNA, 6166 nt
Organism: Strongylocentrotus purpuratus (purple sea urchin)
Lineage: Eukaryota; Metazoa; Echinodermata; Echinoidea; Camarodonta; Strongylocentrotidae
Product: multidrug resistance-associated protein 5
Exons: 26
Coding region: 289-4722 (1477 amino acids)
Biological process (GO): transmembrane transport
Cellular component (GO): membrane
Molecular function (GO): ABC-type transporter activity; ATP binding; ATP hydrolysis activity
Source: RefSeq, a predicted model, not a curated record
AUUCAUACAUCGGACUGUGCUCGGAAGAGGACAGUUUUUAUUUCUUCAUCCCAUUACCAGUUCUUCUUUUGAUAUUGACGUUUCUUCAGGCUCAUUACAAGAUGGAAGAGAACGUGUAAACAGACUGUAUACCUAGUUAGAAUUACGAGCCAUAAACACAAGUGGACUUCAAGUGGAACUUUUAAAAAAGAAGCUUCAAUCUACCAACACAGACAUUUGGUACACUUAAAUAUUCUGACUGGUCCUUUCUGUUAGCUGUUUAAAAGGGCAGUCGCCCUCAUCAUCAAGAUGCCCACCACGUCGAACGGCAAGUCCUCGGGCGUCGGGGGUUUCAUCUCGGCCCUGCCUGCGGACCUGAUCGACAAUGCUGCCCUCGCGGAGAUUGACGUGGACGAAGGGGUGGAGCUCGUUCCGGAGGUAUCGUACCGUGACCUGAAGAAGAAGAAGAAGGGCGUCGCCAAGUACAAGGACCCGCUGAAGGUGUUUUAUCCCGUCAGGAGAAAGCCUAAAGAAGAGAACUACUCCCCCCUCGACCAUUAUGGACUGUUCUCCUUCCUGACUGUCAACUGGUUGACGAAACUUUUUGUGAAAGCAGUGAAGAAUAAUAUUGAAUUUGACGAUCUCUACGACCAAUCGGAACUGGACUCUGGAUACCUGAAUGGACUGAGGUUUGAGAAGAUGUGGGACGAGGAGGUCGCUAAGGUCGGUCAAGAGAAGGUCAGCAUGGGUAAAAUAGCCCUGAAGUUUGUCCGGACUCGUCUCGUCAUCAUCAUCACUGCUCUUAUUGGAUACGCCGGUUGUCUCAUUGUCAUUUCUUCUUUCCUCGUUCAAGAGCUGCUCAUAUUCUGCGACGAAGUGGAGGCUCCCAUGUCCCGCGGCUACAUCCUGGUCUGUAGUAUCCUGGCGGUCAACAUCAUCCGUGUCAUGUGUGACGUGGUAUUCUGGAUGACCUCCAUGCGGACGGCCACCAGGCUCAGGAGUGGUAUCCUGUCCUUUGUCUUCAAGAAGAUAGCCAGGCUGAGGAACCUGCAGGAUAGGAGUGUAGGAGAGAUCGUCAACAUCUGCGCUAACGACAGCCAGCGUCUCUUUGACGUCUGCGUCUACGGUAAUUUCCUCUUCGUCUCCAUCGUCCUCAUCCUCGCCGUGCUGGUAUCAGCGUCCCUGAUCAUCGGUUGGGCUGCUAUCUGUGGUGUCCUCCUAACCUUCAUCUUCUUCUGGCCUCUUCAGAUGAUCUUUGGUAAGAUCACAUCAAUCCUCCGUGAUCGCUGUAUCUCGGUGACUGAUGAACGCGUCCAGAAGAUGAACGAAGUACUGACCUACGUGAAGCUCAUCAAGAUGUACGCCUGGGAGGUACCCUUCUCAAAAGCAAUUUCAGCUAUCAGGAACUUGGAGCGGUCUCUGCUGGAGAAGGCUGGUUACAUGCAGAGCUUCAGUCUCUCCAUCUCCCCCAUCACACCUAACAUUGCAACCGUUCUCACCAUCGUCAUCUUCCUCUCUUCAGACUACGAUGAACCACUCACAUCCACAAAUGCUUUCACCUUAGUGGCCAUUCUAAAUACCCUCAGGGCUGUGAUCGGUCCCACCCCUUGGGCCAUCCGAUCACUCGCAGAGGCAAACAUUGCCCUCGGUAGGCUAAAGAGUGUCUUUGUGAUGGACGAGCAGAACCCUCUAGACAUCCUCCCAAGGAACGAUAAGUACGCCGUCAUCAUCCGAAACGGAGUGUUCGGUUGGGAUAGGCUGGAGAGCGGAGAGCAGGAAGAGGAGGAAGAGGAGGAGAUCAAACUGAAGAGUAGAGCCAUUGAGAACGGCGCCAACAACAACGAAAGGAAGGUGGCGUACGUCCAUACAAGGGAGGUCAACCUGCAGGUUGACCUUGACGAGGAAGCGCCCUCCAAGAAGUCUGCCAUCACCAUCAUCGAGCCAGAGAAACCACAUGGCAAUGCGGAUGCGGGUAAGAAGGCCAACGAACAAGGCAAGAGAUUCAGCAUCGCUACCAAGCCAGUCUCCCUGGCCGAGGCCGGUCUGGAUACGGUUGCCGUCGAUAAACUCAUCCAGAAGAGCAAAGUUCAUCCAAGACGCCAAAUUCCUGACGACAAGGUCUCUAAGGUGCUCUUCGGGAUCAACUUUGCUCUGGAAAAGGGUAAACUGACCGGCGUCUGCGGUACCGUCGGAGCGGGCAAAACCUCCCUCAUCUCGGCCAUCCUCGGACAGAUGCACAACAUGGAGGGCGACAACUGCGUCCAGGGCGCAUUCGCCUACGCCGCCCAGGAGGCCUGGAUCUUCAACGCCACGGUCAAGAACAAUAUUCUCUUUGGAAUCCCGUUUGACGAGGACAGAUACGAUAUGGUCUUGGACGCUUGCUCCCUCAAACCCGAUCUGGCUAUUCUACCAAUGGGAGAUCAAACCGAGAUUGGAGAACGUGGUAUCAACAUGAGCGGAGGACAGAAGCAACGUAUCAGUCUGGCGAGGGCGCUAUACUCAGACCGUGACAUCUAUCUCCUUGACGACCCUCUCAGUGCCGUGGACGCCCAUGUUGGUCUUCAUAUCUUCACACAUUGCAUCAGCACUGCCCUCAAGGGAAAGACUGUACUCUUUGUUACUCAUCAACUUCAAUACUUGAAGGACUGUGACCUCGUCAUGACAAUGAUGGACGGCCGCAUCGUCGAGCGCGGUCACCACGACGAGCUCAUGUCCGUGGACGGCGUCUACGCAAACCUGAUCAACACCUUCCACUCCAAGCAGGAGGCGGCGGACCUGGAAGACCUUGAGAACCCCGAGGCCGAUGAGGACAUGCCGGAGCAGGAGGAAUCGAUGGUGGAGAGACGAGAGAGGGCGCAAUCCCAGCUUAGCUCUCGGUCCAGGGCGUCCAGCUUCAUCGCGGACGCGGCUCCGGAUCCAGAACCAGCUGUAGCAGUCACUGAUGGUAAACUGAUGUCUUCGGAGGAUAAGAGCACAAAAUCUGUUGGCUGGGGCACCUACGGCACCUACAUCAAAUCGAUGGGCGGCUAUCACAUGGGAUUCCUCGUACUCUUCUGUUUUAUCCUCAUGUUUGGCUCCAUUACACUCAACAACAUGUACCUCACUUACUGGCUUAACCAAGGAAACGGGACUGACCCUGACGGUGACAUUGGUUUGAAUCCUGACGCUCAGAAAUAUCAGUUGAUCUACGGCCUCUCUCUCAUUGUUAUCAUGAUGUUCGGAGCAUUCAAGAGUCUUGUCUUUAUGAAGGUAACGCUGAAAGCUGCCUCUCACAUGCACGACACUGUCUUCAUCAACGUCUUCCGCUCACCGAUGAGUUUCUUCGAUACCACGCCCACUGGUCGUAUUCUCAACAGAUUCUCCAAAGAUUUGGACGAAGUUGAUGUGCUGUUGCCUUUCAACCUUGAACUCUUCCUCCAAAACAUCUUCCUCGUCUCCUUCGCCCUCAUCGUGAUCUGCAUCAUCUUCCCCAUCUUCAUCGCAAUCAUCAUCCCGACCUUCAUCAUCUUCAUCAUCAUCCUGCGCUACUACCGCAAGGGCAUCCGCGAUCUCAAGCGGAUCGAGAACAUCACCCGCUCGCCGUGGUUCUCGCACAUCUCCGCCACCGUCCAAGGCCUCUCCACGAUCCACGCCUACAACAAGACGGACGACUUCAUCGUCAGGUUCCGCAUGCUGCUCGACGGGAACGCCCUGCCGUACAUGUUCUUCAGGAUGUCUGCUCGGUGGGCUGGCGUGAGGCUGGAGACUCUUGUCAUCCUUCUCGCUUUCGUCGCUCAUCUCCUUGUGGUCUUGUACCACGGUGAGAUCGAUUCUGCAACGGCAGGUCUUGCUGUGUCAUACACCGUUCAGUUGACGGGUAUGUUCCAGAUGUUGGUUCUCAUGGCCUCAGAAACAGAAGCUCGCUUCACAUCAGUAGAAAGAAUCCAGAGCUACAUGAAGAAUCUUGUUGCAGAGGCACCCAGGGUAAUCAAGAACAAACGCCCGGCCAAGCAAUGGCCAGAUCAGGGUCAGAUAGAGUUCAGAGACUUCAAGAUGCGCUACAGGGAUGGGCUCCCUCUUGUGUUGAAGGGCGUCAAGCUCGUCGUCAAACCCAAUGAGAAGGUUGGCAUCGUGGGCAGGACAGGAUCAGGUAAAUCGACCCUUGGAGUUGCCUUGUUCCGAUUGGUAGAGGGCGCCAGUGGGCAGAUCAUCAUUGACGGAAUCGACGUAAAGCAGAUCGGUCUUCACGAUCUUCGUUCUAAGCUCUCCAUCAUCCCUCAAGACCCUGUUCUCUUCAUCGGAACAGUCAGGUAUAAUUUGGAUCCUUUCAAUGAGCACGGUGACAAAGAGCUCUGGGAGGCUCUGGAGAGAUCCUACAUGAAGGACAGGAUCAGUGCGCUUGAGAGUCAGUUAGAAGCUCCGGUAACAGAAGGUGGCGAUAACUUCUCAGUAGGAGAGAGGCAGCUCAUGUGUAUGGCGAGGGCUCUGCUGAGAGGCAGUAAGAUCUUGAUGUUGGAUGAGGCUACAGCAGCUAUCGAUACGGAGACAGAUUCCUUGAUCCAGCAGACAAUUAGAGAAGAGUUCAAAGAUUGUACCAUGCUCACAGUUGCACACAGACUCAACACCAUCCUCGAUUCAGAUAAAGUACUGGUUAUGGACGAUGGAAUGGUUGCGGAGUUUGAUAAGCCAAGCAACCUCCUCGCCAAUCCCAACUCUCUAUUCAGUGGUAUGGUGGCAGCAGCUGAAUCAGCCCAGAAUCGUUAAACAUGACCCUUUGACCGCCGUCAUGAAGGUCAUCUCAUGUCACAUCCAUUAUAUGAUGACCUCAACAAGGUCAUCUAUUGAUAUGUACUUUAUAUGGGCUGGUAUUCAGAACUAGUGAUGUAUGUUGAAGAUCGUUGCAUUGCAGCUCCUUCAUAUGAAGUUAUUUGUGUAAAAUAAGAUAGUCCAAAGUUUCUUCUGAAGUUUUUAAACUAGCCAAGUUGAAUUAGACUUGAAUGCCACAUAUUUUGUGAGUAAAUGUAUGCUUUACAUGUAUGAAAUUCUUGUUAAAUCUAUGCAGCAAAAGAUGGAAAACUUAAAUUAAGUCCAAAAAAGAAUGGGGCCAAACAUAUAGACAGUAUAUAAUGAGAAAGCUCAAAUAAACAUGUUUUUCUUGUUUUCUUGUUUGUUUUUGGAAGAACACCACUAUUGGUGAAAAUGUAUAAAAGUCAGAAAUAAAUAAAUUAAAAAAUGCCAACUAAUAAUCGUUUCAUUGCUAUUGCCUUUUUCUGUUGUUGGAUUCCUUUUUUCCACAAAAAAAUGCAGUUUUAUCUUUGUAAUUGUUCAGUAAUCAAAGAAUUUCUGAUAUGUAUAAACCAUGAAAAUUUUAUGGAAACCACCUGUAGAAUAUGAGGUAAACUUUCAAAUGCCUACAGACGCAGAACUAGAGAUAACAAAUGAUGAAUAUAAAGUAUUAUCAAGCAGUGUAUAUGCUUUGAAGAAUGGUGUUUGCGCUCUAAUUCUUUUAAAUAUUAACAGAAGUUCUGUUUAUUUUUGCAUACUACAAGAGAGAAUAGAAGUAUAUUUUGAAACAUGUGACGUAUGAUGGCAAUGUUGCCUUAAUAUUUCUAUAUUUGUAUCUUUUGAAAUCAGCAGGAUUCACAUAUAACGUGUCAAUUUUGAUAAAAAGCAGCCCAAUUUUCUGUUACUAUUAUCAUGGACUGGGCUUUUAUCUUCUGCCCACAAUGUGAGAGUUCCAUCAUCUCAGCGUGGGAUUUAUUGAAAUUCCAAUCCUCCCAUUUUCUUCUCCUUCCAAUCUUAGAUAUUCUUUGAGCAGUAUUCAAGUACUUCAAUAUUCCAUGAACACAAAAUGAUAGUAUUUAUACAUUCUUAAAUUUGUAAAAGCUUCUGUACAAUACAAUCAACUUCAAGGGAAUGAAACAAUGAAUUAAGAAUAAUGAAAUGCCAAAUUUAUAUUUGAACUCUCAAGAAAGUACGCAAUAUUUAUAUUGUUCUUAUUUCGAUGACUAUGUAUACUUCAACAAGAAGCUAAUGAUGUAUUGUACGAUUGUGUGUUCAAUUGUUUGUAUAUAUUGUAACAGAGAAAGAGAAAUUAUGGAAUUGGUAUAUUCUUUUUAUUCGAUUGUAUAAGAAGAUAUGAAUGUAAAGUUGAAUGGUGCUGUCUCCAGAUAUACGUGUAUGAGAUAAUAAAUUAUGAGAACAAGAA